AUGGCACCUCUCUCAUCGAGGACAUUCACCCUCGCGGUCGGUGCUCUCGCCCUCACACCACUGACCUCCGCGUGGACCCUGACAUGGCGCAACUCGACCGCCGGCGCCACCAUCAUCAAUGAGAACAAGGCCGAAAACUGCACGCGGAUCUGGCACCAGAAAGGCCAACCCUUUGCCUGGGAUCCAGAGGGAAAAUGGUGCAUGCACUUCUACAAGGACGCGGAAUGCUCCCAAAUCGCCGGCUACGCCUGUGACGGCAGGGUCUGGCGCCAGGACGCCAGCCGCGAUCUCCCCGCUUUUGACGUCUUCCCCAUGCCCCCGGAGUCUGUCAGCGUCAUUUUCCCGUCGACCUCCUCGAAGAGUACCACCGCCUCAUCUACAUCAACAACUCCCACCUCCACCGCCGUAACAACCACAGCAGCAGAAUCCCAAUCAGCCACUUCAGCAGCGGCAUCAGCCACACCGACCCCAUCCCCAUCGUCCUCCUCCAUCUCUGGCGGCGCCAUCGCCGGAAUCGUCAUCGGCGCAAUCGCCGCCGUCGGUAUCAUCGCCGCCCUUUUCUUCUUCUUCGGAAGACGCAACCGCAAGCCAGCCGCGCCUGAUACCGACCCACGCUCUGCAUCCCCACAAACACCACAAUUCCCACCGGGUUCACCACUAGGCCUCGUCUCAACCAACGACACAGCCGGGGCACCAGCACCAGCAUACAUCGUCCCGCACAAGCAGGAACUCGCCGAGAUGGAGAUGUCCCAGGCGUAUCCGCACGCGCAUGGACAUCCGCGCGCAUACGCAGGCUCCAAGUUCGUCGAGUUACCCGGCAACGGGGCGGAGGCGGAACUGAGCAAUAGCCGACAGGUGCACGAGAUGGAUGGGACGAGUGAUAUCAAGAGGCCGAUUUAUGAGGCUGCUUGA
This is a messenger RNA of Aspergillus novofumigatus IBT 16806, 912 nucleotides long. RefSeq lists its product as uncharacterized. The coding region runs from base 1 to 912 and encodes 303 amino acids. The record is from RefSeq and is a predicted model, not a curated record. NCBI's taxonomy places the organism in Eukaryota, Fungi, Ascomycota, Eurotiomycetes, Eurotiales, Aspergillaceae. The transcript has a single exon.